AUGCUGAAGUGUGGGAUGAGCGGCAGUCAGGUGAAAGUAUUUGGGAAAGCAAUCCAAGCUCUAUCACGAAUUAGUGACGAGCUGUGGCUAGACCCAUCAGGAAAAGGUCUUGCUCUAAGAUCUGUGAAUUCUUGUCGGUCAGCGUAUGGAUGUGUUCUGUUCUCUCCUGUGUUUUUUCAACAUUAUCAGUGGUCAACCUCAGUGAAAAUGAAUGAUAAUGACACAACAUUGAAUUUUUUGAAUUGCAAAUUGGGAAUGAAGUCAAUUCUGCCCAUCUUUAGAUGUCUGAAUUCCCUCGAAAGGAAUGUAGAGAAGUGCAAAAUAUUCACCAGAUCUGAUAAAUGCAAAAUAGUUAUUCAAUUCUUCUGCAAACAUGGUAUUAAAAGAACUCACAAUGUGUGUUUUCAAGAAAGUCAGCCUUUGCAAGUUAUUUUUGAAAAGAAUAUGUGUGCUAAUACACUAGUGAUUCAACCAAGGCUUGUUACCACUGUGCUAGCAUUGCUUCCUGCAAGUCCAUUUGGCAUUCUAUUUUGGCACUCAGGAGUACAUGAUCUGGAAACUAUAUAUUUGACCAAUUCUGUGCAUAGUGAGAUGUGUUUUGGCCCAGAUGAGUUUGACUUCUUUCAAAUUGGAGUGGACACUGAAAUAACAUUUUGCUUCAAAGAAUUGAAGGGAAUGCUGUCAUUUUCAGAAGCUACACAUACUCCUAUAUCCAUUUAUUUCGAUUUUCCUGGGAAACCUAUGGCUUUAAGUAUUGAUGAUAUGUUAUUGGAAGCUAACUUUAUUUUGGCUACAUUAGCUGAUGAGCCAAGUAGGGCAUCUUCUCCACAAUCACUGUGUCGUUCACAGAAACGAAAAAGGUCAGAUCCGACACUGUCAAAUUCAGAGGCUGCUAAAAAUGAAACCAGCCAGGCCUUGGAGUCUAUCUCAAGAAAAUCAGCACCCAGAAGUCUUUAUGCUAAUGAGACUGUCACAAACAUCUCUGCAUUGGAAAACUGUGGCAGCCCUAUAAUGAAAAGAGCAGCAUCAGCGAGACAGAGGAAAUGCCAGGGUCUUCAUAUCUGA
Molecule: messenger RNA, 1065 nt
Organism: Galeopterus variegatus (Sunda flying lemur)
Lineage: Eukaryota; Metazoa; Chordata; Mammalia; Dermoptera; Cynocephalidae
Gene: RAD9B
Product: RAD9 homolog B (S. pombe)
Exons: 10
Coding region: 1-1065 (354 amino acids)
Biological process (GO): cellular response to ionizing radiation; mitotic intra-S DNA damage checkpoint signaling; DNA replication checkpoint signaling
Cellular component (GO): checkpoint clamp complex
Source: RefSeq, a predicted model, not a curated record